This is a messenger RNA of Penicillium brevicompactum, 1278 nucleotides long. RefSeq names its product acyl-CoA dehydrogenase. The record is from RefSeq and is a predicted model, not a curated record. Gene Ontology annotation, biological process: fatty acid beta-oxidation using acyl-CoA dehydrogenase; fatty-acyl-CoA biosynthetic process. Lineage: Eukaryota; Fungi; Ascomycota; Eurotiomycetes; Eurotiales; Aspergillaceae. The transcript is spliced from 4 exons. The coding region runs from base 1 to 1278 and encodes 425 amino acids. Gene Ontology annotation, cellular component: mitochondrial inner membrane. Gene Ontology annotation, molecular function: flavin adenine dinucleotide binding; glutaryl-CoA dehydrogenase activity; fatty-acyl-CoA binding.
AUGAUGAACCGCUCAAUUCUUCGCGCAGCUACGCGCUCAGCUAAGGCUGCACCUCUCCCUGUGUCGGGCCGCCGCUAUGCGUCCUCGGCGGUCUUCAAUUGGGAGGAUCCCCUAGCCUCCGCAGAGCUAUUCACAGAAGAGGAACUCGCGAUCCAAGAUACAGCGCGCCAGUACUGCCAGGACAAACUCAUGCCACGAGUAUUAGAGGCCUACCGCAACGAGGACUACGACCGCCGCAUUCUAGAGGAGAUGGGUGACCUAGGUCUCCUGGGAGCAUCGAUUGAAGGGUACGGAUGCGCCGGUGUCAGCACCGUGGCGUCCGGCCUCAUCACCAAAGAAGUCGAGCGGGUAGACUCGGGAUACCGAUCAGGCAUGUCGGUGCAGAGUUCGCUCGCCAUGACCGGUAUCUACGAGUUUGGCACCGAAGAGCAGAAGCAGCGCUUCCUCCCGGGCCUUGCCAAGGGUACCACCUCGGGCUGCUUUGGCCUCACCGAGCCUAACCACGGCUCGGACCCGGGAUCCAUGGAGACCGUUGCUCGCGAACACCCCACACAGAAGGGCAUGUAUUUGCUUUCUGGUAGUAAGACCUGGAUCACGAACUCGCCUAUCUCAGAUCUGGCGCUCGUGUGGGCGAAGUUGGAGUCAACGGGGAAAAUUCGUGGAUUCAUUGUUGAGCGUUCGCGGGCUACGCCGGGAUCCUAUGAGACUCCUGCGAUCAAGAAUAAGAGUGCUUUGCGGGCUUCUAUUACCGGAAUGAUUCAGAUGGAUGACUGCCCUGUGCCGGCGGAGAAUAUGCUGCCCGACGUGGAGGGUCUGAAGGGACCUUUUACGUGUUUGAACAGUGCCCGGUUGGGUAUUGCCUUUGGUAGCAUGGGUGCGUUGGAAGAUUGCCUGGCGAGGGCCCGGGAAUAUAGUCUGGAGCGCAAGCAGUUCAAGGGCAACCCGCUUGCCAAGUACCAGCUGAUUCAGAAGAAAUUGACCGACGCUGCCACGGACGCCGCUUACGGUACCCUGGCUGCGGUGCAGGUGGCUCGGCUUAAGGAUGCAGGCAAGGCGACACCGGAGAUGAUCUCGAUGGUCAAGCGCCAGAACUGUGAUCGGGCACUUGCCAACUCUCGAGUUCUGCAAGAGGUGUUCGGUGGUAAUGCUGCAAGUGAUGAGUACCACAUUGCCCGUCAUGUGGCCAAUCUGUUUGUUGUGCAGACCUACGAGGGUCAGAGCGAUAUUCAUGCAUUGAUUCUGGGCCGUGCGAUUACCGGGGUGCAGGCCUUUGUCUAA